GUCGGCUCAUUAAAACGUGAGGAUGGCAGUUUGGGACAAAAACAGUCUGUGGGGGCUCCUGUUCCUGCUGGCAGGUGCUGUGGGUCAAACUGUGAUCUAUCCUUUCACGUCUACCUGUGCUGUCAGAGGAUCCACUGUCACCCUCCCCUGCACCUUCACACCUCUGAAGUCUUUCAAAGUGAAUCAAACAGAAGUUCCACUAAAGAUCGUCAGAGUCCUCUGGUGUCAGAACCACCGGUACUGCUACACUAACACUCCCUCUGUGUAUGACAGUAACUCAGCAAACAUCAAUCCUCGUUAUCAAUAUCUGGGAGACAUGAAGACAAACUGCACUUUACAGAUCAGAGAUGUUCAGCAGGGAGACAACGCAACCUUUCGCUUCAGGAUGGAAGCUGAUCAUCGUGAAGGACAUUUCACUAACAAGACAGGAGUGACUGUCAGAGUUGAUGAUGGGUCUAAAAUGAGAAUAAUCAGCUCCAGUGAUGAUGAAACGUUGAGCAGAGGUGAAACCGUCACACUGCUCUGUGCUUCAGGCUGCACUUUCCACCAACUGGAGGUCACCUGGUUCAAAGAUAACCACGCCCUCUCAGACACUGGCCCCUCCCUCCAUCUCAGCCCUUUGACUGCAGAGGACUCUGGGAGCUACACCUGUGCUCUGAAGGCCAACAUGGAGACUGUCUCUGAGCCGUACAGCCUGCAGGUGGAGGCAGGAAACCUGGACGAGCUCACAGUCAUCCGUCUGGUUCUGUUCAGCGCUCACACGCUGCUCAUCGUCACUGUGGCAUCAAUAAUAAUCAAAAGGACGUGUUGUUUGCAGCACAGGAGCAGGUCAGCAGCAGAAAGCUAAGAGACAUCUGGAAGCUCAGCCUCCAGACGUCACUGAGGAGCCGAGGACCAACGAAGAAGAACGAGGCCAGGCUGUGUGAUGGCACCGUCACCUGUAACAUGUCUGCUUUAUUACCCAUAAUGCUCACCGUGGCGGUUCAGACUCCACGGUCACACUCUGACCUGUUUUAGGUGGCGUUAAAAAUGAGUCCAACACAAGUGCAGCC
Pelmatolapia mariae (spotted tilapia) is the source of this 1052-nucleotide messenger RNA. Its product is annotated as sialic acid-binding Ig-like lectin 10. NCBI's taxonomy places the organism in Eukaryota, Metazoa, Chordata, Actinopteri, Cichliformes, Cichlidae. Bases 23 to 847 code for a protein of 274 amino acids. The record is from RefSeq and is a predicted model, not a curated record. The transcript has 6 exons.